AUGUCGGAGUGCAAGCUCGCAGCCAAGGAGGCCUACUUCGAUGAACAUGCACUCUUAAAUCUCGAAGACGACGACGACGACGACGUCCCCAACAAAAGCCUACAGAAUCUCCAAAAUGCUCUAGAGGAAACACGACCCAAGGUUCGCAAACCGACGGGCAGUUUCCUAGGGCCAACCCCCAAGGAACAGCAAGCAGAGUUCGAGGCGUAUGCAAAGAGACAAGCGGGGUGGGAGGCGUUUACAAAGAAGAGACGCGGCACUAAACGUCAAACAAGUCAAGAUCCUGUACUCCCAUCGACAGCGCCUGAACCUGAACUUGCGAAAAGCUUCCCAGCCACCAAGCCGCGAAGUGGACUGGCAGCCAAAGGCAAGGGCAAGUUAAAGAGAGCCUCGUCACUAACCGAAGUACCAUUCUGGAAGCAAGUUGGAGUUGUUCCUCGAGAGCUCAAGCAUAGAAAGGCGAAACCAGCGCAAGAUAUCGAGCUGUACCCUCCCCACAAGCAGCUUUUCAAGGAUAAGAUUGUAUACUUUUAUCCCAACGACGACAUAUCAGUGGCGCGACGAAGACGUAUACAUAAGGUCAUACAACUUGGAGCGGCUUGGGUGACAUCAUGGAGAGACGAUAUCACACACAUCAUUAUAGAUGACGCAACCUAUAAGUGCAAGUACAUGAUGGAGCGCUUGAAUCGAACGUACAUUCCGGAACAUAUCGUCUUGGUCAUCUUCGACCCCUAUGUACCAGACAGUAUACAGUUCGAAGAGAGCAUUCCCUCUACUCUCCCUGAAGCCAAGGCUCUUGCUCAUCUUCCUCUUGAUGAAGAUGAGGAUGCAGAUUCCCUUUUAGCCAGCGGAAUCGAUGAUGCAGAGGACUCCGGUACUGACGAAGAGCCCCUUGUGGCUCUCAAGCCUACAAAAUUGUCAAACAUUCUUUCUAGAUCAUCGGCAUUGCGUGACAAGAAGGUCAUCAAUAUGAAUACAUUCCAGUGCAUGGACCCAGGCGCCAAUGGAUACAACUCUCAGAACCCGAACGCGAGGACUAUCCAGAUAUUAGAGGAAAUGUGCAAGCACUAUGAUCAGAUGCAGGAUCAUUGGCGAACUCUGAGCUAUCGCAAGUGCAUCAACACAUUGAAAAAGCAAACAGUUAAAAUCACCACAGCAGAGCAAGCCAUAGCACUACCCUUCAUCGGCACUCGACUUGCUGAUAAGAUUGAGGAGAUUGUACUCACAGUCCGUCUUCGUCGAUUAGAUAGUACGCGCGAUGACCCUUUGGACAAGAUCUUGCGUCUAUUCCUCGGUAUCUACGGUGCUGGCCUCUCUCAAGCAAACAAGUGGAUACAAACAGGCUACCGCACCCUCUCCGAUCUUGAGACCAAGGCAAAGCUCACACCAAGCCAAAAAGUUGGCUUGGAACACUAUACUGACUUCAACUCGCGGAUUCCACGCGCUGAAGUGGAAGUCCAUGGAGCUGUCGUCAUCGCUGCACUCAAGAAGAUUGACCCAAAAUUCAAAGCCACUAUUAUGGGCAGUUACCGCCGCGGCGCAAAGGAUUCUGGUGACAUAGAUAUGAUAAUCACAUGUCCCGACACGCCACUUGCUGCUAUGCGCACCACUGUCUUUGAGGUCCUGGUCCCACAUCUCUACAAGACUGGGUUUCUGAAAGCCUCACUGGCAACAUCCCGCUCCAACGACCCUGCAGGUUCAAAAUGGCACGGCGCAUCUUGUCUGCCCGAGUUGACUGUGUGGCGUAGGAUGGAUCUCUUGCUUGUUCCCGAGGAGGAAAUGGGUGCUGCACUCAUCUACUUCACAGGAAACGACAUUUUCAAUAGGAGCAUGAGGCUUUUGGCAAGGAAAAUGAAUAUGAGGCUGAACCAGAGGGGCUUGUAUAAGGAUGUAAAGAGGGAAGCACGGGGCGAGAAGUUGAAUGAGGGAGUGCUCGUGGAAGGUCGCAAUGAGAAGAAGAUCUUCGAGACUCUUGGAGUACCUUGGAGGGAGCCACAUGAGAGGAUUUGUUAG
This is a messenger RNA of Pyrenophora tritici-repentis Pt-1C-BFP, 2013 nucleotides long. The record is from RefSeq and is a predicted model, not a curated record. Lineage: Eukaryota; Fungi; Ascomycota; Dothideomycetes; Pleosporales; Pleosporaceae.